Messenger RNA from Rosa chinensis, 480 nucleotides. RefSeq lists its product as uncharacterized. The record is from RefSeq and is a predicted model, not a curated record. The coding region runs from base 1 to 480 and encodes 159 amino acids. NCBI's taxonomy places the organism in Eukaryota, Viridiplantae, Streptophyta, Magnoliopsida, Rosales, Rosaceae. The transcript has a single exon.
AUGAAGCUCUCCACCCACCUGGAAAAGCCCCAGGCACCGUUGCAAGCUGUCAACGAGGAAGAUGGAGAUGAUCUAUUCGAGUUCGGGCCGUUGAGAGGCAGAGAUAUGAGGAUGAGGGACAAGUCUCUGCGGCGGAGAACGAGAUCCAUGUCUCCGAUGAGAAACAUGCCUUUUGGUAAUAAUGACUGUUGCUUUGCGAAAGAUCUGAAGGAGGGUGAUUUGGGGAAGAAGAAGAAGAAAUCGGAGAAUGGUGAGGAGGAAGAAGUUGGGAGCUUGGAGACUACUCCUUCGGUUACGGCUUCGUCUUCAAGAUCAUCCUCACCUGGAAGAAACUCGAAAAGAUGGGUCUUUCUGAAAGAUUUUCUCCACAGGAGUAAAAGUGAAAGGAGGAGUAACAACAAAUUCUGGGCCACAAUCUCAUUCUCAAGUAGUGGUAAGGAGAAGCAAAUAGAGGCAAGUGUUGGGGGAGAAAAUAGGUAG